AUGGAACAGGCAAAUUCCGACGUAUCUAGAGCCGAGGAACUUAAAGUUCAGGCUAAUGAAGCGUUUAAAGCUCACAAGUUUCAUCAGGCGGUGGAUCUUUAUACUCAAGCCAUUGAGUUGAAUGGCGGCAACGCCGUGUACUGGGCUAAUCGAGCAUUUGCCCAUUCAAAAUUAGAGGAAUAUGGAAGUGCCAUACUGGAUGCUACCAAGAGCAUAGAAAUUGAUCCCAAGUACUCCAAGGGCUAUUACAGGCGUGGUGCAGCUUAUUUAGCUAUGGGGAAGUUUAAGGAAGCUCUGAAAGAUCUUCAACAAGUAAAGAAGCUAUGUCCGAAUGACCCUGAUGCAGCGAAGAAACUGAAAGAAUGUGAGAAGGCUGUCAUGAAGCAAAAGUUUGAGGAAGCUAUCUCCGUUCCUGAUUCUCAGAAGCGCUCUGUGGCUGAAACUGUUGAUUAUCAUACGAUAGGACCGGGCCCAGACUCAUCUAAUUCCCCCCCCAAGAUUAUGGCUGUAGCAGUGGCAGUAGUUCUACUGGCAGUGCUGAUGGUAUAUGUUGGAAGUACUAAAGCAGCCAUAAUGGUGACAGCUUCAUCCAUGGCAAUGGCUAUGAUGUUCUUGGGGAUUUGGUGGCUGCGCAGCAAUGAACAUGUCUUUUCCAAGAAUCAAAGUCUUGACCUAGAAGUGGAGUCAGAGUAUGAUGGUGCGAGGCUAGAGGGAGACGUUGUUACUCUGGAAUUUGUGAAAAAAAUGAUGGAAGACUUCAGGAAUCAGAAGAGCUUGCAUAGAAGGUAUGCGUUGCAGAUAGUCUUACAAGCGAGAGAGUUGCUGCGUCCAUUGCCAUCUCUGGUUGAUAUUCGUGUACCUGAUGGAAAGCACUUCAAUGUGUGUGGUGAUGUCCAUGGUCAGUAUUAUGACCUAUUGAACAUAUUUGAGCUGAAUGGUCUUCCAUCAGAUGAUAACCCAUACCUCUUCAACGGUGAUUUUGUGGAUAGGGGAUCUUUUUCUGUUGAGGUUAUACUUACUCUGUUCGCGUUGAAAUGCAUGUCUCCAACAGCUUUGUAUCUUGCCCGAGGGAACCAUGAGAGCAAGAGCAUGAACAAAAUUUAUGGUUUUGAAGGGGAAGUCAGAUCCAAACUAAGUGAAAUGUUUGUGGAGCUCUUUGCUGAAGUUUUCUGCUGUCUUCCUCUGGCCCAUGUUUUGAAUAACAAGGUGUUUAUAGUACAUGGGGGCCUUUUCAGUGUUGACGGGGUCAAGCUCUCAGAUAUUAAAGCCAUUGACCGUUUCCGUGAGCCACCAGAGGAAGGGCUAAUGUGCGAGGUCCUGUGGAGUGAUCCACAGCCUCAGCUUGGGAGGGGACCUAGCAAACGAGGAGUUGGUUUAUCGUUUGGUGCUGAUGUGACAAAACGGUUUCUCGAGGAGAAUAAUUUAGAGUUGGUGGUGCGAUCACAUGAAGUAAAAGAUGAAGGUUAUGAGGUCGAGCAUGAUGGCAAAUUGAUAACUGUAUUUUCUGCUCCCAACUAUUGUGAUCAGAUGAAUAACAAAGGUGCAUUCAUCCGAUUCGAAGCCCCCAGUAUGAAGCCAAACAUUGUCACAUUUUCAGCAGUGCCUCAUCCUGAUGUCAAGCCCAUGGCAUAUGCCAAUAACUUCUUCAGAAUGUUCAAUUAG
Messenger RNA from Oldenlandia corymbosa var. corymbosa, 1662 nucleotides. The record is from the annotation of a GenBank genome assembly. Lineage: Eukaryota; Viridiplantae; Streptophyta; Magnoliopsida; Gentianales; Rubiaceae.